Molecule: messenger RNA, 1446 nt
Organism: Sphenostylis stenocarpa
Lineage: Eukaryota; Viridiplantae; Streptophyta; Magnoliopsida; Fabales; Fabaceae
Source: the annotation of a GenBank genome assembly
AUGGGUGACCAAAAACAAUAUAUUAUGGGUGAACAUAUUGAGGGUUUUAAGAAGGCUUUCCAACAAGCCAAACAAUUGUUUGGAAUGUCCUUGACUGACGAUCGAUUUAAUAUUGAUAAGGAUGUAUGCCAGGAUUGUUUGGUCACUUUGGAAGACUUGUCAGAUGACGAAAAGUCCUGCCAGGAUGUGGAAGCCGAUAACCCUCGACUACCCUUUCCUUUAUCGUUGCCUCCUAGAUUUAUACCCUUCUUCGCAACUCCUCGAGCAAGUCGAGCUCAACCUCAUGCACUCUUAAUUCUCAACUUCACUGACCGCCUCUCUUGCAAGGAAGAUGAACUGUUACAAUGGAAGCACUCAAGAUUAGUUGGAGACUGUCUUGUUAAAAACUAUGCCAACUUCCAAGAAUACCUUUGUGAGUACGUGAUGAUGGGGAGAGCACCAUGCAGCGAUGAAAGUGGAUUGAAGAAGGGACCUUGGACCCCAGAAGAGGAUAAUAUAUUGGUGGAAUACAUUCAGAGACAUGGGCAUGGGAGUUGGAGAGCACUUCCAAAUCUUGCAGGAUUGAACAGGUGUGGAAAAAGUUGCAGGCUAAGGUGGACAAACUAUUUGAGGCCUGAUAUCAAAAGAGGAAAAUUCUCUGAGGAAGAAGAGCAACUCAUCAUCAGUUUACAUGCAGUUCUUGGGAAUAAGUGGUCUUCUAUAGCAGGUCAUCUGCCAGGUAGGACUGAUAAUGAAAUCAAGAAUUUCUGGAACACUCAUUUAAAGAAAAAGCUUAUGCAAAUGGGGUUAGAUCCAGUGACUCAUCGUCCAAGAUCGGAUCACCUUGAUCUUCUAUCCAUUCUUCAACAGUUGCUGGCUGCUACAAACAUUGUCAGUAAUUUCACAAACACUUGGGACAUUAAUGCUCUAAGGCUGCAAUCAGAUGCCACACAACUAGCCAAACUCCAAUUGCUACAGAACAUACUUCAAGUUCUUGUGGCAAGUCCUGCCUCAAACAUGGACCUACUCAAUCCUUUUGGACCAUCAUCUUCACUGCCAGAUGGUUUCCUAACUGAAGUGUUGGGAUUGGAUCAGUCCAAGCUCCAAAACCUUUACAAUGGUUUUCCUUCACAAAAUCAGCCAAUUUUCCAAAGCUUUGUUGAAGCCCCUCCUCAGCAGCAAGCUCUAUCCACUGGGUAUCACCUCAUGAAUGGAGGAAGCAACAGGAGUUGCAUGAAUUCUGAAAAGGUUGACAAACAACUUGAUGCCCCAUAUUCAACACCAUUAGAUUCUCUUCCAGAUCUAGCUUCUGCCUCACCUGAAUGUUCCACUGGCAAGCAAAUGGAAAACAAGGUCAACCCAAAUGAGUUUUCUGACCCUUCUUCCACUUCAACCACCUUUGAAAUGUGGGGAGAUUUCAUGUAUGAGGAUGUCAGCGAUGCUUAUUGGAAAGAUCUGAUAGAGUAA